Messenger RNA from Colletotrichum destructivum, 774 nucleotides. RefSeq names its product Putative D-isomer specific 2-hydroxyacid dehydrogenase, NAD-binding domain-containing protein. Bases 1 to 774 code for a protein of 257 amino acids. The record is from RefSeq and is a predicted model, not a curated record. The transcript has 3 exons. NCBI's taxonomy places the organism in Eukaryota, Fungi, Ascomycota, Sordariomycetes, Glomerellales, Glomerellaceae. Gene Ontology annotation, molecular function: NAD binding.
AUGCAAAACGUGUCAUCAGCCAGUUUCAAAGCGACAUGUCAACCUACAAGACCAUCCCCAAGGUCCGGAAGCAAACCCGUCGUUCUCCGUCUUGGCGAGGACAUCCAGUUCAACCACAACUACUAUAACGAUGUCUUCGCGCAACGCUUCGACGUCGUAGCCAACAAGGAUCGUGGUCGACCACCCUACAUCAAGGCCCUUGAAAAUAAGAAACAGGAUGAAUUCCGCCCACACUUCCAAACGGGCGGCGAGAUGGGCCACUUCGCCUCGGCCGGACCCGGUACCCCAACGCGCUCACAGCAGGUCGCGCGUACGUACGACCCGGACGAGUAUCUCGUGAUGCACCUGCUCCUCAGCACCAUUUCGUGGAAUCCGCGCGGUCACGUCCUCGGCAUCAUCGGACUGAGCCAUGUCAGCAAGAAGCUGGCGUACAAGGCUCUCACGGCAUUGGGGAUGGAGAUCCAUUAUCACGAAGUCGUACGGUCAGCGCCCGAGGUUGAAGAGGAGUUGCAGGCGACGCUCCACCUGACGUUGCACGCGCUGAUGGGGGCGUCGGACUGCGUGACGUUUCGCACGCCGAACAUCCCAACCUUGGUCAAUGCAGAGGCGUUUGCGACAAUUAACACUAGGGUGCGGCUUGAAAACACCGCGCAAGGGCAGGCUAUCAAUCAAGAGGCUCUGAUUGCGGCGUUGUCGAGCGUUAAGCUCUCUGCUGCAGCCCUAGAUGUGCAUUAUCACGAGUCUCGGGUGUCUAGAACCCUGGCUGUUAUUUAA